This is a messenger RNA of Zerene cesonia (dogface butterfly), 2385 nucleotides long. RefSeq names its product 2-acylglycerol O-acyltransferase 2-like. The record is from RefSeq and is a predicted model, not a curated record. Gene Ontology annotation, cellular component: endoplasmic reticulum membrane. NCBI's taxonomy places the organism in Eukaryota, Metazoa, Arthropoda, Insecta, Lepidoptera, Pieridae. The transcript is spliced from 5 exons. The coding region runs from base 98 to 1156 and encodes 352 amino acids. Gene Ontology annotation, biological process: triglyceride biosynthetic process. Gene Ontology annotation, molecular function: diacylglycerol O-acyltransferase activity.
CAGAUAAAAUAUUGUCGAGAUUAGUUGCAUGUGGUGUGUGGCGUGAGCAGUUCGUAUAUUUGUUUUUCUCAACACGUGCUCGUGAUCUGAUGAUAUUAUGAUACAAAUGUUUUGGAAUAUUUUUUUACGAAUAUCAAAAGUCCUAGGAGUAGAAUGGGCCCCGCUAAACGUUCCGCUUUCAAGGCGUCUUCAAACUUUAGCCGCCACGGGAUGGAUCUGCCUGGUGUUAUUUAGUGAAGCACUCGCAGUGCUAUUGUUUAUUAAGCUUUUGUACUCUUCCUAUUGGUAUUUGGCGCUGUUGUAUGCUGUAUGGAUGCUAAAUGACAUAGAUGUGUGCCAUAGAGGAGGCAGAGUAAUCCAGUGGGUCAGGAACUGGACAUGGUGGAGAUAUUACCGCGACUACUUUCCAAUCAAACUAGUUAAAACCACAGACUUGGAUCCCACUAAGAAUUAUCUCUUCGCUUGUUUUCCUCAUGGAGUCGUCUGCUCUGGUGCCUUUGGGGCAUUCGCAACGAAUGCUCUCGACUUCUACAAAGUUUUCCCAGGAUUAAGUUGCCAUAUGAUAACACUAGCUGGACACUUUUUGGUACCAUUCUUUCGAGAGCUAUUGCUUGCGUUUGGUACCUGUGCAUCGUCUCAAGAAAGCUUAUUGUACCUGUUAGAUAAAAAGAGACAUCAAGGAAAAUGUGUGUGUCUAAUUGUUGGAGGAGCAGCUGAAGCGCUGGAUUCCCAUCCUGGAGAAUAUAAGGUUAUUUUAACCAGGAGAAAAGGAUUUAUUCGCAUCGCGAUGAAGUCUGGAGCACCAUUGGUACCAGUUUUUUCGUUCGGUGAAACAGACGUGUUCCGUCCCCCCCAUAAUCCUGAGGAUAGUUAUUUGCGUCGCUUUCAGGAGCGAGUCCGUAAAUUAACCGGAAUAUCUCCAAUGUUCCCGAUUGGACGGGGACUGUUUCAGUAUUCAUAUGGCGUUCUACCAUUACGCUCACCUAUUACAACAGUGGUUGGCAAACCAUUGGAGGUACAAAGGAACCUCGACCCAACUGAUGAAGAAGUAGACGCUCUACAUGCAGAAUUUACAAAGCGGCUCAUAGACCUAUUUGAGACAGAAAAACCUAAAUAUUUGAAAAAUCAUGAAAACAUUUCUUUGAUUAUUACAUAAGUGUGGAACGGUUGACUCGUAUAUCAGUAGAUUAAAAACGCAUGUUGAAGUCAUAUAUGGUCAUACAGUCACAGAGUUUUUAUUAGCCUGGAUGAUGAAAUAUAUAUGAUAAAAAAAAUAUCUACAAUUAUUAAAAGUCAAUUAAGAAUUAUCUUAAUCAUUUGAUUUUUUUGAGAUUUCUGUAAAAAGAAAUGCUGUUAUGUUCGUAAAUUAUUUUUUACUGGAUAGGUUUUAUAAUUUCCUACCUAAUAUAUCUAUCUUUAUCUACAAUUAGCACGACAUAUAUAUAAAGUAAUAUGAAUAAAUACGUGUAUUUAUGAAUAGUGUAAAGAGAUAUUUAAGUGUAGUUAUAUAAUAUUGUAAAUUUGUUUAUUGACCAUUUGGUCUGAAUAGGUAGAUGCAAUAUACAAAUGAAAAGUAUUUUAUAGUUAGUAGUAAUAAAAUUUGCUUUGCCACAACAAGCUUCUAAUUCACUGGGUCAUAAAACAAAGUUUUAUUCGCAAUAAAAAAAAAUCCGUCGGCGAUCUUUGUUUCCUUACAUAGAUUUUGUUGUAAAAAGGGGUAUUAAUAGUACUGAGUAGAAUCUAAGAAGUAGAAUUCAUAACUAAGUAUAUGUAAAUUUAAAUAAAUUGUAAGUUAUUGUAACAGUACAAAAAAUGUAGUUUGGCUUUCUUAUAAAAUAAAGACAGAACCUAUUUCAAUACUUUAUGGAUUGUAUUUGUUAAUGAUUUUGUUAUAUAUAUGUAAAAAUUGAAAGGUUCAUGUGUAACAUAUUACGCCUUAGAAUUGAUGUAAAUUAAAACAAAAAAAUAGGUUUAAUCUCAUUUUCUGGAUACAGGUGAAUCAAGCUUUUAAUAUUAAAAAGGUACUAGCUUUCUUUAUUAUUGCCGCCCAGACAAAUGAAAAAUAAACAGCCCUUCUGGGCUUUUGCCACAUAACUUCCGUUCCCGUGGGAUUUCCGGGAUAAAAACUAUCCUAUCGGAUUCUAUGUCCUUUAAUGAGUCACAAAUACUUCAUACUAUCUAUCAAAUUUCAUCCAAAUCAGAUUGGUGGUUUAGAGGCGAAUAAAAAACGAACAGACGGAUUAGUAGUAGGGAUACCUGUGUUAUCACAUAUCAUUAUGAAAUUAUGCUUUAAAGGUACAAAUGAUGUUUGUUAUACCUAUAUUGGUUCUCGAUUUGAUUUUUUUCGAAGAGUUUCGAACUUUUUUAUUUUUUUUUAGUUUUCUU